Molecule: messenger RNA, 303 nt
Organism: Caenorhabditis briggsae
Lineage: Eukaryota; Metazoa; Nematoda; Chromadorea; Rhabditida; Rhabditidae
Gene: Cbr-cebp-2
Product: Protein CBR-CEBP-2
Exons: 2
Coding region: 1-303 (100 amino acids)
Biological process (GO): regulation of transcription by RNA polymerase II; DNA-templated transcription
Molecular function (GO): DNA-binding transcription factor activity, RNA polymerase II-specific; RNA polymerase II cis-regulatory region sequence-specific DNA binding
Source: RefSeq, a predicted model, not a curated record
AUGAGUGGAAAUCGGAAGCGAAACACGUCUGAACCGCGCGAUGACGAUGAAGAUGACUACACUUCGAAGCGAAAACGUAACAACGAAGCAGUAAAUCGAACUCGGCAAAAAAAGCGGCAGGAAGAAAACGAUACCGCAGAGAAAGUUGAUGAGUUGAAGAAAGAAAACGAAGCAUUAGAGCGAAAGGUUGAACAGCUACAAAAAGAGCUCUCAUUUCUUAAAGAAAUGUUCAUGGCUUAUGCAAAAAAUGAUGGAAACGAUGGUCCACCACCACCACCCGCGGCUCCAUCUUCUGCUAUUUGA